Pseudomyrmex gracilis is the source of this 2216-nucleotide messenger RNA. RefSeq lists its product as uncharacterized. Bases 503 to 1768 code for a protein of 421 amino acids. The transcript is spliced from 2 exons. The record is from RefSeq and is a predicted model, not a curated record. Lineage: Eukaryota; Metazoa; Arthropoda; Insecta; Hymenoptera; Formicidae.
UAAAUUCCCUCUUCGUGCCUGCCGGUAGAUCCCUCGAUGUUCCUGCACGAUCAAACGUCCUCUUGUAAUCGCCAAUCAAACGUCGUAUUGAAGUUAAAACGUCACGUACUCUUUUGUAUACGUAUUUAUUUAUCUUUAAAUAUUUGUAAAUGAUCAAAACCAAUAAAUCUUAUUAAAGUUUUCACAAAAACCUAGAAAUACAAGUACUAAAGAUAAAAGAACAGACUGAUCCGACGAGAACGCAGAAGAAGACGAGAACAGAAGUAGAAGAAAAAGUGUCAAAAAGUGUUGCAAAAAAUUGACAACGGUUAUCGACGAUUAUCAAUCCGAAUAUCGAUUCUCGAUUACCGGAAGACUACCGUGUUGCAUCGAGGGCGCAAUUGCGCCGUUUGUGUCGACGUCGCGUCGUCACCACCGGGAGUGUAGAACGUUCACGAGACGCAAGAGAAAUAGGUGGAUAUUAGCCUGCACAGAAUUUUCUCAGAAAGUGAGUCUAAACUAAAUGGCACCGCGGAAAGGAGCAAAACAGGCGGCGACGGAGGCGGAUGAGAUCGUGAUUGCUGCUGCCGACAGCAACGUAUCGCCUUCGAAGAAGAAAACUACUGCAAAGACGAUCGUCGAGAAGCCGAAGCAAGCUAAGGCGGGAACUCGGCGUGGUAAAGCGGCGGACAAGCGUGAAAACGAGGUGAUUGGUAAUGAGGCUGCAAGUCCGGUUAAAAAAUUACGCGGUAGGGCCAAGAAAGUCGUCACCGCCGUGGUGUCACCGAAAAGCCCUGCAAAAACUAUCAACAACAGUACGAAGAAUAAAUCUAAGAAAACAAACAAGCAGAAGAUAAAAACAAACACGGAGGAAAAUAAUGAUGAGGAAGUCUUACAGAUAACCGAAAAGAAAACACGUGCCAGAGCAACGACGAAAAAGGCGGGAGCGGUGAAGAAAUUGCCCGCCAAGUCAAAGACCACGUUAUCAACUGCGAAAAGGUCGAAAAAGGAGACAGCAAUCGAGAAUGGCGCCGGGGAUGCUGAGAGUGCCGGUGAUGAAGGGCCUGCGAAGACAACUCGUCGUCGAAAAGCAGUGGAAAAAAGUGUUGCUCCAGUAGCGAAAAAGUCCAAAACUACAAAAAAACGCAAGAGCGAAGAUAAUAAAAACUUCGACAAUGAUGAAAUCAUCGAAAAAGAAAAAAACACAGAGCCAGUUGCCAAGAAAUCUCGCAGAGCGAAUAAACUGGAAACAGGAGCUGGCGAUGUAGUCAAGCUAAAUCAAGAUGUGAAAGUAAUAAAACCCAAAGAAAAGACAAAGAAAAAAACUGCAAAAAAACCAGAUGCUUCUAAACCAGAAACAAGCAUAGGAGAGAAAAUAGAAACAACAGAAGAAGAAGAAAACAGCCAAAAUGUAACGUUGCAAGAAGACAACAUGAAAGAAAAAUCUAUAAAAAGAACUGUCACUAGAAGAAAGCCUAAUACUGUUACUGUCACAGAAUCUAAAUCAAAGAAGAGAAAAGUAAAUGUGAAUAAAAAAGCUGAAACAAAAAAACAGAAAAAGGAACAAACUAUUACAGACGAGGAUGACAUAAUAAUAGAUUAUGCAAAGAAAGAAGAUUUAGCUGUAAAUAAAAAUUCAACUUUAAAUCUGGAUGAAACUGUCACAGAAGAUAAUAAUCUUUCAGGUAAUGAUAACACGAAUAAUAGUAAAGACGAUUCAAUGAAUUCUUCAGAAAUAAAAGCAAAUUUUACUGAAAUAGAAAGAUCGCCAUCUUUUCUGUCCUUGUAAAAAUUUAGACUGUUAAAGACAACUAGCAACAACUCUAGUUGGGAAAAAAUAUUAAGAUAUUUUAUAUAUUUGACUAAUCAAACUAUGCGCACACAGAAAAAAAUUAUGCUGAUUUCAUACAGACUUUCUAAUCUGCAUAUGCACAGCAUAAAAAAUUAAAUUUUAGGAUCUCUGAUGUGUCAUUUUAGCCAAAACUCAAUGUGACUUUAAUAUCAGGUCAAAAAUUUUAAUAGAUAUGAACAUAUUUAUUUUUUGCACAGGACAGUAAGGAAUAUAUAGAUAUGUAUAAGUAAAAAGAAAUUUACAUCUUUCUUAUUAUUGUAGAAGAGUUUUUAAUAAAUAUAAAUGAAAGAGAUGUAAUAACAUUUCAAACAGAACAUAUUUUUUUACAGAUAUCUUUUAUCAAAAAUUUAAUAUUAAAGUUUUAGCUGGAUACCACAAUUCUUGA